ACUCGUACAGAGCAGAUGACGGGCGAACAACAUGUAAAUUCGAAACUUGUAAUUGUUAAUUGAAGAACGAAGAUGGAACACAGCGGGCAGCAGGCGGAAAGCGUUGACAGGGCAGAAACGCGACAACAUGCAACAGCUGAUUUGAAAUUUGGGAACAUUUCAUUACAAAAAGCCACGAAUGUCACCUAUCACCAUCCUUUGGUGGACAGGAAUGUUCGUAGUAAAAUGAUGGGUCGGGGCCGUUUCAGGGGAUGCACCCUCUGGUUUACAGGAUUUUCUGGUGCUGGUAAGACGACGCUGUCCUUUGCGCUAGAGGAUUACCUCAUAGCUCGAGGCAUUCCAUCGUUUUGUCUGGAUGGUGACAAUAUGCGAGUCGGCCUCAAUUCCGAUUUGGAUUUCUCUGAUGGCGAUCGAGAGGAGAACAUCCGACGUGUGACUGAAGUGUCCAAACUCUUUGCCGAGUCCGGCGUCGUGACGCUCUGCGCAUUCGUUUCGCCCUUCCGUCAGGAUCGAGAUAAUGCUAGGAAAAUUCAUCAGAAAGCUGGACUUCCGUUCAUGGAAAUCUACGUUGACGCUCCGCUGGAAGUUUGUGAAAAACGGGACCCCAGAGGCCUCUACAAAAAGGCUCGACGAGGCGAAAUCAAAAAUUUCACUGGAAUUGAUUCACCGUACGAACCCCCACAGCGUCCGGAUAUGACGUUGCCCACCAAUGAAAUGUCCGUCAGUGAGUGCACUCAACAGCUCGUCGAUAUGCUCGUCACAAGAAACAUUUUACCUCAAACGGCCCAAGCGUCCGUCCUGGAACUUUUCGUAGCCGAUCCAAUCCAAGCCAGAGCCGAAAUGGAAACGUUACCUUCAUUGGAAAUCAGCAAAAUUGAUCUGCAAUGGGUACAGGUGUUGUCUGAAGGAUGGGCAUCUCCUCUCAGAGGAUUUAUGAGAGAACGUGAAUAUCUCCAGAUCAUGUACUUUAAAAGUAUUCACGAAGGUGUGGCCGUCUCCAAUCAGAGCAUGCCCAUCGUGUUGGCCGUCAGCAAGGAGAAUAAACUAAGGUUAAGUGGCUGUCCGGCCAUUGCGCUGCGCUACCUGGGCAAACCGAUAGCUAUUAUGAGGGCGCCCGAAUUCUUCGAGCACCGCAAAGAGGAGCGAUGCGCCAGGCAAUUCGGGACGACGCAUCCCGACCACCCUUACAUCCGCAUCAUCAACGCCAGCGGCGACUGGCUCGUCGGCGGCGAACUGGAAGUCCUGGAACGCAUCCGAUGGAACGACGGCUUGGACCAGUACCGGCUGACGCCCACCGAACUCAAACGAAUUUUCCAAGCGAUGGGAGCCGACGCCGUUUUCGCUUUCCAACUAAGAAACCCCGUCCACAACGGACACGCGCUUUUGAUGCAAUUCACGCGUCAAACGCUGCUGGAACGCGGAUACAAGAAGCCCGUCCUGUUGCUCCAUCCGCUGGGCGGUUGGACCAAAGACGACGACGUUCCGCUACCCGUCAGGAUGGAACAGCACCAGGCCAUCCUGGAAGAGAAAGUCCUCGAUCCGGAAAACACUGUCCUGGCCAUUUUCCCAUCGCCGAUGAUGUACGCCGGCCCGACAGAAGUUCAAUGGCACGCCAGAGCUCGAAUGACGGCCGGAGUCAAAUUUUACAUCGUUGGCAGAGACCCAGCCGGAGUCGAACACCCCGAUCCUUUUAUGAACAAGCACCUUUACGAGCCGACUCACGGAGGCAAAGUCCUCUCCAUGGCUCCAGGGCUAGCCGGCAUGGAAAUCAUUCCCUUCCGAGUGGCGGCUUACGACAAAGUGGCCAACGCCAUGAAUUUCUUCGACCCGGAACGCAGCCAAGAUUUCGAUUUCAUUUCAGGCACUCGCAUGAGAGCUUUAGCACGAUCAGGUAGACCUCCACCCGAUGGAUUCAUGUCGUCUAAAUCGUGGGAAGUGCUCGCCCGUUACUACAAUUCGUUGCGUUGAGCAAUUCAUCCAGUCGUUGUGCGUAUUGCGCUGCACGAAUAUACCGCUCAUUGUCUACAUUCUGUU
Daphnia carinata is the source of this 2034-nucleotide messenger RNA. RefSeq names its product bifunctional 3'-phosphoadenosine 5'-phosphosulfate synthase 2-like. Gene Ontology annotation, biological process: 3'-phosphoadenosine 5'-phosphosulfate biosynthetic process; sulfate assimilation. Lineage: Eukaryota; Metazoa; Arthropoda; Branchiopoda; Diplostraca; Daphniidae. Gene Ontology annotation, molecular function: sulfate adenylyltransferase (ATP) activity; adenylylsulfate kinase activity; ATP binding. The coding region runs from base 73 to 1968 and encodes 631 amino acids. The record is from RefSeq and is a predicted model, not a curated record. The transcript is spliced from 8 exons.